AUGAAUAAAGGAUUGGACUCCAAUUUUUCUGAACCUAGUCCUCAGACCUGGAGUGUCAAUGAUACCAAGGAGGAGCAGUACCUGGACAUUAACAUAACCUAUGUAGAUUACUACCUCCACCAGCCUCAGGUGGCGGCUGUCUUCAUCAUUUCCUACUUUCUCAUCUUUGUUCUAUGCAUAGUGGGGAAUACAGUGGUUUGCUUCAUCGUGGCACGGAACAAACACAUGCACACAGUGACUAACUUCUUCAUCUUGAACUUGGCCAUCAGCGACUUGCUGAUAGGGAUAUUUUGCAUGCCUACAACCCUCCUGGAUAAUAUCAUAGCAGGAUGGCCAUUUGGAAGCGCAGUUUGCAAGAUCAGUGGAAUGGUCCAGGGCAUGUCAGUGGCCUCUUCAGUCUUCACUUUGGUGGCCAUAGCAGGGGAUAGGUUUCGAUGCAUUGUGUACCCAUUCAAGCCAAAGCUCACCAUGCAGGCAGCAUUAGGAAUCAUUGUGAUCAUCUGGGCCUUGGCCAUCACUAUCAUCUCUCCAUCUGCAGUCAUGCUACACGUACAAGAAGAAAAAUAUUAUCGAGCAAGGCUCAGUUCCCCAAAUGAAACCAGCCCUCUCUACUGGUGCCGGGAGGACUGGCCAAACCAGGAAAUGAGGAAAAUCUACACCACUGUGUUAUUUGCCAACAUCUACCUGGUCCCUCUGCUCAUCAUCAUCUUUAUGUAUGGCAGAAUUGGGAUUUCACUCUCUCGGACAACAAGGCCUUUAAGCGUCAAGCAGACCCAGGAGAAGAGUCAUAUGGUAUCUAGGAAGAAACGGAGGGUCAUCAAGAUGCUUCUGAUUGUAGCUUUGCUCUUUAUGUUAUCCUGGCUGCCCCUCUGGACUUUGAUGAUGCUCUCUGACUACAGCAACCUCUCUGCAUACCACCUGCAGGUCAUCAACAUUUAUGUCUAUCCUUUUGCACAUUGGCUGGCUUUCUGCAACAGCAGUGUGAACCCUAUCAUCUAUGGUUUUUUCAAUAAGAAAUUCAGAGGUGGUUUCCAGGAUGCUCUUCAGGUCCAGAUCUGCCACAGGAGGGUGGAGGAAGACUAUCCACAAAGGGCUAAGAAUAAUGUUGUCAGAACCAUGUCUACCCAGCUGGCACAGGACCCUUCAUUUCAGAACCCCUUGGGAAAAGAAGCUGCUUUGUGGAGGACCUCAAAUCCCCAGCCCAAGACCAAGCAGGAAUUGACUAUGGAAGACCUGGGAAAUGCCUCCAACAAAAAGAACACUAUGAAAGAAUUUGCAUAA
Trichosurus vulpecula (common brushtail) is the source of this 1281-nucleotide messenger RNA. It is a transcript of the gene NPFFR2, whose product is annotated as neuropeptide FF receptor 2. The record is from RefSeq and is a predicted model, not a curated record. The coding region runs from base 1 to 1281 and encodes 426 amino acids. NCBI's taxonomy places the organism in Eukaryota, Metazoa, Chordata, Mammalia, Diprotodontia, Phalangeridae. Gene Ontology annotation, cellular component: membrane. The transcript is spliced from 3 exons. Gene Ontology annotation, biological process: regulation of adenylate cyclase activity; regulation of cAMP-dependent protein kinase activity; regulation of MAPK cascade. Gene Ontology annotation, molecular function: opioid receptor binding; neuropeptide receptor activity; peptide binding.